This is a messenger RNA of Schistocerca serialis cubense, 6694 nucleotides long. Its product is annotated as ATP-binding cassette sub-family C member 4-like. Gene Ontology annotation, biological process: transmembrane transport. The transcript has 26 exons. The record is from RefSeq and is a predicted model, not a curated record. Gene Ontology annotation, molecular function: ATP binding; ABC-type transporter activity; ATP hydrolysis activity. Gene Ontology annotation, cellular component: membrane. Lineage: Eukaryota; Metazoa; Arthropoda; Insecta; Orthoptera; Acrididae. The coding region runs from base 175 to 4119 and encodes 1314 amino acids.
GCGCGCUCCACUCAGUUGUCAUACAGGCUGUGUUAAGUCCAGGCAUCAUCCUGUGCUACUUCCUCUGCUAUUAUGUUCUGACAGUGGCUGAAUUCUGAGGCCAAGAGAAGCGAGCAGCAGUAGCAUCCAGCAGAACAAAUCCAGUCUUUGCACCAGAGAGUAUAAGAGUGAACUAUGGAGGCGAACAAGAAACAGCAUAACCCAAACCCUAAAGCGACUGCCAAUCCGAUCUCCAAGUUGUUCCUCUGGUGGACCAGGAAACUGCUGUGGAAGGGCUACCGGCGCGAGCUGGAGGAACACGACCUGUACACGCCUCUGGAGAACGACCAGUCCCAGGUGCUGGGCAACCGCCUCGAAAGAGCAUGGAAGAAGGAGAUCGCGAAGGCGAGGCAAGCAGGGAAGGGGAAGAAGCCGAGCCUGCUGAGCGCCAUCUUCCGCGCCUUCUGGCUGCAGUACGCCGUCUACGGCGUCAUGUUGGCCAUCCAGUGCCUCGUCAUCAGGAUAGCGCAGCCUCUGCUGCUGGGAGAGCUGAUCAAGUACUUCUCCGAGGGGAACGUGGACAUCAGACAGGCGUACUACUACGCGGGCGGCAUGAUCGCCACCGUGUACUUCCUCAUCUGCUUCCAGCACCACUACACCAUGGGCACCGCGUGUAUCGGCAUGCGCAUCAGGAUAGCUUGCUGCUCGCUGCUCUACCGCAAGGUGUUGCGGCUGAGUAGGGCCUCAAUGGACCAGACGGCGACGGGCCAGAUCGUGAACCUCAUGUCGAACGACGUGAGCCGGUUCGACCUGUGCCCGCAGUAUUUGCACUGGAUGUGGAUCUCCGUCAUCCAGGUGCCCAUCGUCACCUACUGCCUCUGGCGCUACGUCGGCAUCGCCGCCAUCAUCGGCUUCUGCUUCAUCUUCAUGAUCACCAUCCCUGUACAAGGUUAUUUGGGAAGAAUAACUUCACGGCUACGGAAACAGAUCGCUGUGCGAACGGAUGAACGUAUGAAACAGAUGAACGAGAUCGUGUCGGGCAUACAAGUGAUCAAGAUGUAUGCGUGGGAGAAGCCAUUCGCCAAACUUGUCUCGUUAGCCAGAAGGAGUGAAAUAGACGUGGUGACGAAGACAUCCUAUGUGCGAGGCUACUACCUAUCUUCACUGGUGUUCGUCGAAAGGUCGUCGCUUUUUGUCACCCUCAUGGCCUACUCCCUGUUAGGAAACACGGUGUCCGCUGACAAGGUCUUUGCAAUGGCGCAAUUCUACAACGUGCUGAACCAAACGAUGGCGUCCUUUUAUUCUCUGGCCGUGGCGAAUGCAGCUGAAACCUACGUCACCAUCAGACGCUUACAGAGAUUUCUGCUUCUGGAUGAAAAUGAUGGGUUGCCAGAGCCAAAUGCCAAUACCACACUGACACGAAAGAUGGCACCAACUGGUGUGCAGCUGGUAGAUGCAAGUGCACGAUGGAGCCGUAUUUCACAGAAUGACACACUGAGUGACAUCAAUCUAACUGUCAAACCAGGACAGCUGUGUGCUGUUAUAGGACCUGUUGGUUCUGGAAAGAGUUCUCUGCUACAUGCUGUCCUGGGUGAACUACCUCUCAAGACAGGUCAUAUGAUUACUGGAGGAUCUAUUGCAUAUGCCUGCCAGGAACCAUGGAUUUUUGUUGGGUCAGUUCGCCAAAACAUUCUUUUUGGACAGCCAUAUCACCCAGAGAAAUACCGAGAGGUAGUGCGAGUGUGUGCUUUGAAAAGAGACUUUGAGAUGCUGCCGUAUGGAGAUCGUACUCUUGUAGGAGAGAAAGGAAUUUCUCUAAGUGGUGGUCAGAGGGCAAGAAUUAAUCUGGCAAGAGCUGUGUACCGCAAUGCAGACAUCUACUUAUUGGAUGACCCUCUCUCAGCUGUCGAUACUCAUGUUGGAAAACAUCUCUUUGAUGAAUGCAUAAACUCUUACCUCGCAAAUAAAACACGGAUUUUGGUUACUCACCAGUUGCAGUACCUCCAAGAUGCUGACAUCAUUGUCAUUCUGAACAAUGGUCGUAUUGAAAAUAAAGGUACAUUUGUUGAGAUGCAACGUAGUGGCCUGAAUUUUGCAAAACUGCUGGCUGGGAAUGAAGAAGAGAAGCCUGAUGAUGAACCACCCAAAAGGCAGAGACUUGUCUCUGAAAUGUCAACAACUAGUCGCACCCAAGAAGAAGAAGAUGUCAAGAACUUGCGAGGCCCUGUAGAGAACAAGGAGAUCCGAACAACUGGAGGUAUCAGCUGGACAGCAUAUGGACAAUAUCUGCGAGCAGGUGGAAAUGCGUGCUUCCUUCUCUUUGUUGCAGCUAUGUUAAUCAUUGCUCAAACAGCUACAAGUGGUGCUGACUACUGGGUUACAUAUUGGACACGUGAAGAGGCAAAGCGGCGUCAACCUGUAUACGAGUUUUUUGUGAAUGGCACAUUAGUAGCAACAGAGUACAAUACACAUGAUCAGGUGCCUGUUAUGUUCUCAAAAACCACAUCCAUCGGUAUUUAUGGAGGGGUUGUGUUAGCAUGCAUCCUCCUCACCAUCUCACGGUCAAUGCUGUUCUACAAACUUUGUAUGAAUGCAUCAAUGAGACUACACGACCGCAUGUUUGAUUCUAUUCUUCGUGGAGCUAUGCGCUUCUUUGACACAAAUCCUUCUGGCAGAAUCUUGAAUCGAUUUUCAAAGGACAUGGGGGCUAUUGAUGAACUUCUUCCAAGAGCACUUCUUGAAGCAAUUCAGAUAUUCCUUGUUAUGUCUGGAAUAUUUGCUAUGGUUUUGUAUGUAAACUACUGGUUGGUGCUUCCAAUGGUCGUGAUUGGCACCAUAUUCUAUCUUAUCUCUUGCGUAUUUAUGUCAACAGCACGAAAUGUGAAGAGACUUGAAGGAAUAACACGGAGUCCUGUUUUCUCCCAUCUUUCGGACUCAUUAAAUGGACUCACUACAAUAAGGGCAUCUGGCACACAGGAUAUAGUGAGAAAAGAAUUUGACAGCCACCAAGAUCUGCAUACGUCAGCAUGGUUCCAGUUCAUUGCUACUGGAACAGCCUUUGGUUUCUGGCUUGACUGUUUGAGUGCAAUUUUUGUUACACUUGUCACAUUCAGUUUUCUUGUUCUCGGAGGAGAUGUACCAGGAGCAAAUGUAGGAUUGGCUAUCUCACAGUCACUGAUCCUGACAGUUAUGGUCCAACAUGGAAUUCUGCAGAUCACUGAAGUUGUCAGCCAAAUGACCUCGGUAGAGCGAGUGCUGGAGUACACCAAUAUAGAAAAGGAACCAAGUUUAGAAUCUGAAGAGGGAAGGAAACCAGAUGAAAAAUGGCCAUCUAGUGGACGCAUUGAAUUUAGGAAUAUGUGUCUGCAAUACAGUGAAGCUGAUCCUCCAGUCCUGAAGGAUCUAAACUUUGUCAUUCAACCAAGGCAUAAGGUUGGAAUUGUGGGACGAACUGGUGCUGGAAAAUCCUCUCUCAUAUCAGCUGUAUUCCGCCUAGCUAAAGUAAAAGGAGAAAUUACAAUUGAUGGCAUUGAAACUGGCAGUAUUGGUCUACAUGAUCUGAGGAAGCAUAUUUCCAUUAUACCCCAGGAACCUGUUCUUUUUUCUGCCUCACUGAGAUCAAACUUGGACCCCUUUGGUGAAUUUGAGGAUCACUUACUGUGGAGUGCUUUGGAAGAGGUGGAACUAAAAUCAGCUGUUCAAAGCCUGGACUUUAUGGUGACUGAGGGUGGUAGUAACUUCAGUGUGGGUCAGAGGCAGCUGGUGUGCUUGGCAAGAGCUAUCCUACGAAACAACAAGAUAUUAGUUUUGGAUGAAGCAACUGCUAAUGUUGACCCAGAGACUGAUGCCCUUAUCCAAGAAACCAUACGUAAAAAAUUUAACGACUGUACAGUUCUUACCAUAGCACACAGGCUGAACACAAUUAUGGAUUCUGACAGAGUCCUUGUAAUGGAUGCAGGAACAAUGGUGGAGUAUGAUCACCCAUACAAGCUAUUGCAGAAUCCUGAUGGUUAUUUCUACAAGCUUGUUCAAGAGACUGGGAAGAUUAUGGCUGAGAAUCUCUUCUUAGUAGCACAGCAGGCAUACAGAAAGACAGUAGAAGGAGAUGCUGUUGUGGAGAAUGAAACAACAAAGCUCUAAAGAACAUUAAAGGUGAAACCUACCUUCAUUAAUAAGUGUAUAUGGGGCUUCACACAUCAUGCAGCUUUAAACAUCAGAUGCCACUAUGUACUACUGUAGUACAUGAGGUUCUAGUGUGAAUGAUGUUCACUGGGACACAAUUGUCAAAAACAUACCAGCAAUAUACUGGGAGACUGAGUGAAUGUUUGACAAAGUGACGAUGGAUCAAUAUAAAUGAAAAAGACGUAAAUUUAGUGCACUAUAAGACAGUCGUAAAGUGAGGCACUUCUCACUUAAUGUUUCAUUUCUCUAUAGAAACACUGAAUUACAUGACUGAAGAGAAACUAGAAAAGUGAUUUCAAACUAUCAAAAAUAUGUAAAAGCUGUUACUUUGAGGGCCUUUUUACAGUAUUCAGUAUUGGAAACAAUAUUAUUUUUACUCUGUGGAGAUAUGUUUGUACAUGUAUGUGAAUCCACACGUAUGAGUGGGAGUGGAUAUUACAGUGAGUGUGUGUGUGUGUGUGUGUGUGUGUAUGAGAGAGAGAAAGAGAGAGAGAGAGAGAGAGAGAGAGAGAGAGAGAGAGAGAGAGAGAGAGAGAGAGAGAGAGAGAAAGAGAGAGAACAGAGUACCAUGAACUGUGAUUAUUUAUUUGUAAAAUGUUAUAAUAAAUUGUUUCCUUUACAAUUAAAUACUUUCUCCUUGUCUUUAAAAAUAUGAUUACUUUUUGGGCAUUUACUUUACAAUGCUUACCACUUCUGAAAUUUAUGCUCAGUGUAUAUUACACUCAACAUACAUUUAUUGCCAAAUUUAUUGAAAAGUUGCAUUGAAUUACAUUUGUGGUAAAUUCAGCUUUCAUUUGAAUGUAAUUGUCUCAAUGGUCAGUCAGCUUUGGAGCAAACAUGAACUGCCCAUUGCUGAAUACUAAAUGCAGUGAAUGAAUUAAUGUAACCAUAGAUUAGGUUUAUCCACACCAUUUCCUUUUAAUUUAAAAAAAAUUGUGUUCACAUUCCUUUGAGAUCAAUGCACAUUCUAGACAACUGUGUAAAAACUGUGAUGAUUAUAGACAAGCUACAUAAUAAAGAGUAAUAAUUAUUUUAUCAUUUCUUCUGGUAUUUUUAGUAAUGCUGAUGAAUGUGUCAAAAUACUUUCAAGCUACUUAUUCUUUUGGUUUUUAAUGAAUCUCGGAACUUUAUGCUAACAGACUGUUGAUCUGGGUAUCUGCAACCACUGGAAAGCACUUUUUAGAUAUUCACUGAUCCACUAGAGAUAUUGUAGAAUAUUAUUUUAUAAAAUAUUGUAUUUUAAAUUUGCAUCAUCACCACUAUGAAGCAUUCAAAAAUGCCUCCAAACUAAUUAAAGAUCAUUAUAACUUUUUUGCAUUAAUGUUAUGGGUUAUUGGCACAGACCAUGACCACUUAUAAUUAAAAUUUAAAUAUUCUCUCUUGUGGUUUUACUAAAGAUAUUACAUCAGUUGAAGUAUGUGAAUACUUUCAUUCACUGUAUUUCUGACUGCAUUAAGAUAAUUUAUCUCAUUAUGACUCGCAAAUUGCUUAAAGUUCCUACAAUUCUGCUGUAUUUGUUUAUCAUAUAUUAAACAAUGGAUACUCCUGGAUGGAAUGUAACAAUAUCAUGAAAAGGAUAGUUGCUACUCACCAAAUAGUGGAGAUGCUGAAUCGCAGAUAGGCACAACAAAAAGACUGUAAGAAAGUGAGCUUUCGGCCAACAAGGCCUUUGUCGAAAAUAGACAACAUACGCACACGCACACAUUCAAGCAAAUGCAACUCACAAACACAUGGCCACAGACACAUGACCACAGUCUCUGGCUGCUGAGGCCAGAGUCUUGGCAUCAGCAGCCAGAGACUGUGAUCAUGUGUUUGUGAGUUGCAUUUGCUUGAAUAUGUGUGUGUGUAUGUUGUCUAUUUUCGACAAAGGCCUUGUUGGCCGAAAGCUCACUUUCUUACAGUCUUUUUGUUGUGCCUAUCUGCGACCCAGUAUCUCCUUUAUAUGGUGAGUAGCAAUGACCCUUUUCACUAUUUUGUCAUAUAUUACCAGCACAACCACAAAUAUAGCCUGCCCCAGAAAAUAUCUGUUAUCUGGCUAUGGGAACACAGUACAUUUAAGCUGAAGAGCUUUGUUCUGUGCUUUUUCUUCUGUGUGAAUAUUGAGAUUAUUUAAGUCACUCAUGCAGUCUUUUCUUAUUUUAGUUUUUACAACACUCAAGCAUCAAGACUAAAAAUUUGGCUCUUAACAGCUUAGGGCCCGGUUAGAGGUUAUAAAAGAUGUGCCACAUACACACAAUUGUUCCAAUGAUACAUCUUGAUGGAUCGUUCUUUCCAAAAAUGUUUUUUAUCCAUUGCAAAUAUGUAUUACACUGGCAAAAAGAUGACACAUUUGAACCUCUCUAACAUUUAUAAUGUGCCAAUUGUAAAUAAACAAUGAUGCUAACAUUUUAUUAAACCUGCUGCCUCUGAUGUAGAGGCAGAUGUUAAUGUACAUAAAUUGGAGGAUGCCUUGUACAAAGAGUUAACUGUUGCCACAUCUGUUGUACCUGGAAAUGUUUUUACUACUUUAAGUUGGACUUGUUUUUUAAAGUUU